Messenger RNA from Prionailurus viverrinus (fishing cat), 936 nucleotides. It is a transcript of the gene CHP2, whose product is annotated as calcineurin like EF-hand protein 2. Lineage: Eukaryota; Metazoa; Chordata; Mammalia; Carnivora; Felidae. The coding region runs from base 166 to 756 and encodes 196 amino acids. The transcript is spliced from 7 exons. Gene Ontology annotation, molecular function: calcium ion binding. The record is from RefSeq and is a predicted model, not a curated record.
UUGUUUUCUGUUUGCCCGGGUCGCGGGUGGGAGGCGAGGCACGCGGGGGUUCCCGAGCCUGGCUCCGCGCCAGGCCUGCGCCCUUCGGCCCUGGGGCCACGGGGGCGGCCGCGCCCGGGAGCGGGAGGCUAGCGCGCGGGGCCGGGCGGCUCAGCAGGCGCAGCCAUGGGCUCCCUCGGCUCCCACGCAGCGCGCAUCCCCGACGCGGACAGCAUCCGGCGGGAGACCGGCUUCUCGCAGGCCAGUCUGCUCCGCCUCUACCACCGGUUUCGGGCACUGGACAGGAACAAGAAGGGCUACCUGAGCCGCAUGGAUCUGCAGCAGAUUGGGGCUCUGGCCGUGAACCCCCUGGGAGAACGCAUUAUAGACAGCUUCUUCCCUGAUGGGAAUCUGCGUCUGGAUUUCCCAGGCUUUGUCAGAGUCCUGGCUCAUUUUCGCCCCAUCGAUGAUGAGGACCCAGGAAUUCGAGACCCCAAGGAACCUGAACCCCUCAACAGCAGAAUGAACAAACUUCGCUUCGCAUUUCAGCUCUAUGACCUGGACCGGGACGGAAAGAUCUCCCGGCACGAGAUGCUACAGGUCCUCCGACUGAUGGUUGGGGUGCAGGUGACAGAAGAGCAGUUGGAGAGCAUCGCUGAUCGCACGGUGCAGGAAGCGGAUGAAGAUGGAGAUGGGGCUGUGUCCUUCCUGGAGUUCACCAAGUCCUUGGAGAAGAUGGACAUCGAACAGAAAAUGAGCAUACGGAUCCUGAAGUGACCCCCUUUGUGCCUUUGGCUGCCUUACACAGACCAGUUCAGCCCGGGAUUUGUCUUCAGCCCCUGCAGAGGCAGGGCCCCAAUAAACUAUAUUCUUGUGUCUAAGCUAAACUCUCUUUGGGGCCAAGGAAGGCAAGCUGGAAGCGUGUGUACUGAAUAAAGUCUAGUUCAUUUGAUGUCA